CCUAUUCCCUGACAUCUCGCGAUAAUUCACCAGAGCUCCGUUCGCCAGUCAGAAGAGGCGCCUCUAGAAGGAAUAACAUCAACUUAAUUGUGCUUUUGAAUAUUUCCAGUUUAUAAAUGUUGAAGAUGGGAAGAUAAUACAGAAUUAUUUGGAUCAGCUGAACAUACCUCACUCUGACUUUGAAGUGGCUCAUGACAGAUAUCUCUUGACUAGUAUAGUAUGACCCAGUACCCAGCACAGACUAGUCGCUCAAACUUCUUCACUGCUGUGAAAGCAGAAGCCUCUUCAACACCACCCAUCUCCACCAACAUGGCCAACAGCACCGUCGUCCCCGGGAAAGUCCCGGGCACCCCUGGACCUGCAGGGAGACUGAGCCCUGAAGGCCCUCAGGUGCUUAGUAAGAAGAAACUGCAGGAUCUUGUCAGAGAAAUUGACCCUAAUGAGCAACUCGACGAAGAUGUGGAAGAGAUGCUCUUGCAGAUUGCCGAUGACUUCAUUGAGAGUGUGGUGACUGCGGCGUGCCAACUUGCCCGACACAGGAAGUCAAACACUCUUGAAGUGAAAGAUGUCCAGCUGCACCUGGAACGACAGUGGAACAUGUGGAUUCCUGGUUAUGGCUCAGAUGAGAUCCGACCUUAUAAGAAGGCUUGCACCACAGAAGCUCACAAACAGAGAAUGGCAUUGAUCCGCAAAACAACCAAAAAGUAGCAAGCACCAACAAACUUUUUUUCCUGCAAGUUUUGAAACUGGAGAGGGAUUGAACCUAUAUAUGUUAUGUUAAUCAGAGAGACAGAAUGCGUUGUACUAUUUACAGUACGGUUCUGUUGACAUUUCGCAUUCAAACGGUGUGUAGGAAGUGACGUAAAUUGUCUGUACAGUUCACUUUGUGUUAAAACCACCAUGAGAACAUUUUAUUUGGGCACUUUAGUCUCUGGCUUGGUGCUAUACUGGGGUUUAUUAUAUUAUAGAAUCUCAUAGACUCCUGUGAAAAACAUCAAUUGUUUACUGUUUCUCCCACAAACCACAUUUUCAUUCAUAUUUUGUGUAUAGCUGACCCAUCAUGGAGUCACAUGACUCUUUUGCUCAGCUGGCAUUAAUAGCUAUGCACAAUUACAAUCACCAUGUGUCUGAUUUGUUCAUAGUGUUCGGUGUUAUAGAACUCAUCACUUAAGUAAUAUUUGGUACUAUAGAGAAGAUCUUUAGUGAGUGACUUUCUAAAGGUAAGCAGUAAUUUUUACCAGAGAAAUAAAUACCACUUCCCUAUUUAAUUAAUUGCAUUGGGACUAGUGACAUAAUGCAAAUUGGUUAACUGGUUAGAGGGAGUUAAAUAUGUGUGGUAUAUAGGAAAUGGUGCAUAAACCCCUUCUGCUGUGGGUUUGUGGACAUAUUUGAACAUUUCUGUGGAGUUAAACGGAGUUAAAACAUUUUUCUUUUUUUGCCAUGUAUCACAGUGUUUUACAGUCUCUUGUUUUUCAUGAAUAAAAAAAGACUUAUUGUGAUUUAUUCUCACUGAAAU
Carassius carassius (crucian carp) is the source of this 1516-nucleotide messenger RNA. RefSeq names its product transcription initiation factor TFIID subunit 12-like. Gene Ontology annotation, molecular function: protein heterodimerization activity; DNA binding; TBP-class protein binding. NCBI's taxonomy places the organism in Eukaryota, Metazoa, Chordata, Actinopteri, Cypriniformes, Cyprinidae. The record is from RefSeq and is a predicted model, not a curated record. Gene Ontology annotation, biological process: RNA polymerase II preinitiation complex assembly; DNA-templated transcription initiation. The transcript is spliced from 6 exons. Gene Ontology annotation, cellular component: SAGA complex; SLIK (SAGA-like) complex; transcription factor TFIID complex. Bases 220 to 708 code for a protein of 162 amino acids.